UUUACCACUUCCCGCCGACAGGGGCACUAACUAGAGGACGAGCGCAGGAUUGUCUUCCGGGUGAAACGUUCAAUUACCCGCUUCGACUUGUGAGUUUCCUUCCGCUUUGACCGCCAUCGGCAUCAGUAGUCAUGGUCGUCCGCUACCCCAUGGCCGUUGGCCUUAACAAAGGCCACCCUGUCACCAAGAACGUCAGCGCUCCCAAACACAGCCGCCGGCGCGGGCGUCUCACCAAACACAGCAAGUUUGUUCGGGACAUGAUUCGUGAGGUUUGUGGGUUUGCUCCCUAUGAGAGGCGGGCCAUGGAGCUGCUGAAGGUGUCAAAGGACAAAAGAGCCCUCAAGUUUAUCAAGAAGAGGGUGAGUUGGCAGUUAUCUUGGACCCACGAACACUCUACAAUUGUGGAUCACAACUACCCCAGUGAAAACCUAUUGCUUACAUAUUGGAACUCACAUUCGGGCCAAGAGAAAGAGAGAGGAGCUAAGCAACGUGCUGGCUGCCAUGAGAAAAGCUGCUGCCAAAAAGGACUAAUUUCACAAUAAAUGUGUGAAACUCUAA
Messenger RNA from Betta splendens (Siamese fighting fish), 558 nucleotides. RefSeq names its product ribosomal protein L36 (gene rpl36). The record is from RefSeq and is a predicted model, not a curated record. The coding region runs from base 132 to 542 and encodes 136 amino acids. Gene Ontology annotation, biological process: cytoplasmic translation. The transcript has 4 exons. Gene Ontology annotation, molecular function: structural constituent of ribosome. Gene Ontology annotation, cellular component: ribosome; cytosolic large ribosomal subunit. Lineage: Eukaryota; Metazoa; Chordata; Actinopteri; Anabantiformes; Osphronemidae.